This is a messenger RNA of Ichthyophthirius multifiliis, 2407 nucleotides long. RefSeq lists its product as hypothetical. The transcript is spliced from 7 exons. Lineage: Eukaryota; Ciliophora; Oligohymenophorea; Hymenostomatida. The record is from RefSeq and is a predicted model, not a curated record.
AAAUAAAUUAAUUUUUUAUAAAAAAAUAUACAUAAAAAAAGCCUAUAUUAGUUAUUCUUCUCUCAAAGAAACUAAACCUUAUCUUAAUGAAAAAAGAAGAAUUAUGAAAUAAUCCAAAAUACGAGGAUUUUUGAAAGAUUUUUUUAGAUUUUUAAAUAAAGAUAAUGUAAAUUUAAAAAUUACUGUUUUUAUGAAUUAGAUUAAGAAAUGUAUUGAAAUUCCAGUAGAAAUUUAUUUUGAAAUUCUUUAGUACAGAUAAAAAAUUUGUUCUUUUUAAUUGAUUUGUUGAAUAUUUUUUUGUUAAAUAGAUGUAAUUUUUUUGUAGGAGUAUUUCGAAAAUCUAAUAAAAAUACCUAAUUAUUGCUAUAUAAGAAAUGGCUUAAUGCUUUUUUUUUAGAAUUCUAGUGGUUAAUGUAUUCUUUAUCUAUUUAAGUUAAAUUUUUUGUGAAUUAAUAAAAUAAUAAUAAACUAAGAAGAGUUAAAAAAAAUAAAGAGAAAUAAUUAAGCAAAUACAAGGGAAACAAUUACAAAAUAUAAAUAACAAACUUGGAUUUGAAAUAAUAAUAACUAUUUAGGAAAACAUAUUAUAAAAAAAGUUUUAAACGUAUCCCACUGGUCUCACUUCUUGAAGAAAACAAUUAAAUAUAAUUAAUCCAUUUUUUUAAAACAAAUCAAAAAAAACGAGAGAAACAAAAAAAAAGAUUAUCAUCAAAAGGUUAUUUUCCUUUUUUAAAAUAUUAUUUUUUAGGUGAUUUUUUCCGGAUUUUUUUUUAUAUAUUUUUUUUUUUUUCAAUCAUUUUUUUUUUUUAUUUUUUUUUAUUUUCAUAUAUAUGUUUAUAUAUAUAAAUAAAAAAAAUCUGUGUUUUGAAAAAUAAAAUAUAUUUCAUUUAACUCAAUGUUCUCUUUAUUUUGUGAAAUCUCGUUUUAAAAGCAUAUAGAAGUUAAUAGAGACUACAGAAAUAAGCGAAUUUUUUGUAAUAAAAAUACUUUAUUUCAUAAUAUAAUAUGGUGUUCAUUAAUAUUUUUCUAAAUGAUAUAAUUCUCUUAUUAUAAAUCUGUUUUUAAUAUAAUAUCUAAAACAUUUAGAUUUAAGAAAACAAAACCCUUUUUUUUAGUAUGAAUCCUUAUAAAUCUAUUCAAAUGGUUUAUUAAAUUCUUUUGUGAAGUAUACGAAAUGAUUUUAGAAGAAGAAAAAAUAUCAAUUAUUUUUCGAUAUUAUAAGUUCCUUUAUAUUACAUAACAACUAAUUUCUUUAAAACCCCUUUAGACCCUUAUAUAUUUAUAUAUUUCCCUUGGUAUUUACUUAAUGACUUUAGGUGUUCUCUUUAUAUUUGUUUGUAUCCUUUUGAAAUAUUUGACUCUAAGGCCCCUUAUGUGAGUACAAAUUCAGGUCCCUUUUGUUAGUUGAUCCUUGUGUUUCACUUUUUAUUUAAUUGACUUUUAAGUUCCUUUAUAGUUAAUUUUUAUCCUAAGAUUCUUUUUAGCUUAAUACUUUUCAGAUUGCUUAAGUUUGGAUUGAGUGGUUUUAUACGGUAAUGAAAAAAAAAUGAAAAAAAUAGAUAAUUAGUUCCUUUUGAGAAUAAAGAUGAUUUAGAAAAUUAAAGUGCUAUUCUUUUCUUAGAUUGCUGUGCGAAAGGUUUGAUUCUGGCUGGGAUGGGAUUUGGUUUAGCUUUUGGAGUUAGAUUUUGCUUUUAAAGUUUGAAGAAUAUUCGAUUUUUUAGGAAAGGUUUUUUUUUUUUAUUAUUUUGGAGAAGGUUUAGUGCGAAUGCUUUUUAUUUUAAUGAUUUUUUUUUUUAAAAUAAUAAGAAUAUAUAGAAUGGGCUUUCUUUUUUUUGUUUUUUUAGGCUUUUUUGGAUAAUCUGUUUGUUUAAUUUAAUCUAAGAAAGGAAAAUUAAAUUAUCCUUCUUUUUUUUUUUUUUUGCUUUGUUUUUUAUUUAGAAAUUAGAUGUGUGGAAUUAUUGCUUUUCUGAUUUUUUUCGAAUAAUUAAUAAUGGAGUACUUUUUCAGAUAUUUGGGAAAAAAAAGAAAAAAAAAAGUUAGAAUUAUAUAAUAUUAAAUUAUUAGCUUAUACCUAAAAAAAGUAUAUUGUUUUUUUUGGAAAAUUAAAUUUUUUAUUUAUUUUUGGUAUAUAUAUCUUAAAUAUACUUACUUGAUUGCUUUUGGAUUAUCUAUGAAAAUAUACUUAUUUUUUUAAAGUCAAGAAAAUUUUUGGAAAGAGGAUUUUUUUUUAUUGAUUGAUUGUUCUUAUUAGAGUUUAUUCCUUUAGAAAAAAGAAUCUUUUUUUUUUUUUAAUAUAUAUAUAUUUGCUUUAUAAUAAAAAUAUUCUUUUUUUUUUUUUUUUAACUUUUAGAAAAUAUAUAUUAAUUAUUAUAUUUUUAUUAUUUAAUGUUGUAUUUCUAUUUAUUAA